Molecule: messenger RNA, 5823 nt
Organism: Dromaius novaehollandiae (emu)
Lineage: Eukaryota; Metazoa; Chordata; Aves; Casuariiformes; Dromaiidae
Gene: KLHL23
Product: kelch like family member 23
Exons: 3
Coding region: 296-1972 (558 amino acids)
Molecular function (GO): protein binding
Source: RefSeq, a predicted model, not a curated record
GGCCGGGCCGCGCCUGCCGCCGCCGCGCAGCGCCGGGGCGGUGAGCGCCGCGCGGGCGGGGGCGCUGCGGAGGCGCCGGCGGGGAGGGGGCUCGGGCCGCCGCCGUCUGCUGCCCCGCUCCCCGGGGGCGGCGGUGGGGGCGGACAAAGCCGCUGGCGAAGCCGCGCGUGGGGAUGCGCGCGGUCGCGCUUCGCGGGUAGGCGGUCUGCGCCCGGCGCUGGGAGCCGAGAGCGUCGGGCGGUUUCGGCGCGCCGGAGCCUCGGCGGGGAGCGGGGGGCGCCGCCUCGGCGCGGCGAUGGCCCUGGCGGGGCAGGAGGACUACGUCUACGUUUACGAUGACUUCUCGCACCCGGCGGAGCUGCUGGAGGCGUUCCGGGCGUUUUACCUGGACGGCUCGUUCACCGACAUCACUCUUCAGUGCGCUUCUGGGGUCAUCUUCCAUUGCCACCGAGCCGUGCUGGCGGCUUGCAGCAAUUAUUUUAAAGCGAUGUUCACAGCCGACAUGAAAGAGAAAUCUAAAAAACAGAUCAGGCUGCCCGGGCUCAGCCACACCAUCCUGGAAGCCCUGGUGAAUUAUGCGUACACGGCGCAGAUCCAGAUAACAAAGAGGAACGUCCAGAGCCUGCUGCAGGCUGCGGACCUGCUCCAGUUCGUGUCGGUGAAGAAAGCCUGCGAGCAGUUCCUCGUUAGGCACUUGGAUACGGACAACUGCAUAGGGAUGCACUCCUUCGCCGAAUACCACCAUUGCUCCGAGCUGGAGAAGGAGUCGCGGCGCAUAUUGCUGUGGCAGUUCGAGGACGUGUGGAAGCAGGAAGAAUUUCUGGACAUGGGCAAGGAGAAGCUCUUCUUUAUCCUCUCCAGAGAGAACCUCAACGUCUGGCAAGAGAAGACAGCCAUCGAAGCUGUCGUUAAGUGGGUUGCACACAACGUGGAAGAAAGAAUUGAAUACAUCUAUGAGCUGCUGAGCUGCGUCAAAAUAGAUUUAGAUAGCGUGUAUUUAAGGUCAGCUUUAAGCCUACAAAAAAAAUGCCGACUAAAUGAUAAUAAGAUCAGGUCACUCGUAUACAAUGCACUAAACCCCAACCCCAAAGGCAUUUCCAAAAGACCCACAGCAGUCAUGUAUGUGAUUGGAGGAUACUACUGGCAUCCCUUAUCAGAAGUGCAUGUUUGGGAUCCUUUAACCAAUGCCUGGGUCCAGGGAACAGACAUGCCAGAUCACACCAGAGAGAGCUACGGGGUCACUAACCUGGGCCCCAACGUUUACGUGACGGGAGGGUACAGAACUGAGAGCAUCGAAGCCCUCGACACCGUGUGGAUUUAUAACAGCGAACGAGAUGAGUGGACAGAAGGCUGCCCCAUGCUUGAUGCAAGAUACUACCACUGCGCAGUCUCUUUGGGUGGCUGCAUCUACGCGCUGGGUGGCUACAGAAAGGGAGCUCCGGUACAAGAGGCCGAGUUCUAUGAUCCUCUAAAAAAGAAAUGGGUUCCUAUUGCAAACAUGAUCAAAGGAGUUGGAAACGCCACCGCCUGUGUCCUGCAUGAAAUCAUCUAUGUAACCGGAGGUCACUACGGGUACAGGGGAAGCUGCACCUAUGAUAAAAUCCAGAGAUACCAUUCAGGUAGCAAUGAGUGGAGUAUAGUCGCCACAAGUCCGCAUCCAGAAUAUGGAUUGUGUUCAAUUACGUUACAAAACAAGAUCUAUUUUGUGGGUGGACAGACCACGAUCACGGACUGCUAUGACCCAGAGCAAAACGAAUGGAAGCAGAUGGCUCACAUGAUGGAGAGAAGGAUGGAGUGUGGCGCAGUGGUUUUGAAUGGAUGCAUCUAUGUAACAGGAGGAUAUUCCUAUUCAAAAGGAACGUACCUACAGAGUAUUGAGAAAUAUAACCCUGAACUUAAUAAAUGGGAAGCAGUAGGCAAUCUCCCCAGUCCUAUGCGUUCACAUGGCUGUGUCUGUGUGUAUAAUGUCUAAACAGAUCUAAUUUUCAUAUUGCUGUUACAGAAAACAGCAGAUACAGUAUGCAUAGUAGUACUGAUUACCUCAUCAAUGCAAUGUCUAACAUAAUCCCUUAGGUCAUAUUCAUUAAAAACUAUGUAUAACUUGUCUUUAUUUUAAAUAAUUUGUAGAUGAUUCACAGAUUCAUAUUUGUAUCGAUUCAAUGAUUCGUAGGUUCAUGGAUUCAAAGAUAACUGCAGUAACAAUAUUUCCAUAUAUUUUCAGUCCAAACAUUCUCUGUCAUAAAAGUUUUUGAAUGAUUCUCUUACAAUACUUUGUGUAGCUAUAUAGGAACGACUGUGAAAAACAGAAUUUGUUUUCAUUAAUACCUGAGUGGAACUAUAGUCUGGUGCUAAGGUGAGUAAAACCAAACAAAAUACACUGCUUUCCCGUGGACUAGUGGCUUAAGAUGAAAUCUCUGAUACUCUGAAGAUAGCUAUAGAAAUUGUUCAUUGUCACAGGAGAAGCAUGUGGUACAUACACAGCAGUAUCACUUUGAGGACUGGGUUACUGCAUCCAGAAAUGCUAGACAAUUAUCCUCUAAAUCUAAUUAUUCCUCUUAAUCUGCCUUAAGAUGCUGAAAUGAGAAGAGUAUAUGGGUGAAGAAAUGAUACAUGGUAGCCCAGCAGCACAAAGAGAAAGCGUACAUUAGUUUUCCAGAAGCAGAGCAAUGCUCUGCAGUACAAGACCAUUUGAGAAAUGUAAUUUUCACACUGAAAGGGCUUUUGGGAAAUGAAAAAAGAAGUCUCUCCAUUGCUUUGCAAUGGGUCCUUGGCUGAUUCACAGGUAUUGUUGACUCUUUUCCGAGAAAAGCCUUACUGUGAUAGCUAUUUUUGCAGUCAUAUUUAAGAUGUGUGUCUUCAUGGAAUGGAAGGAGCAAAGGAGAAAGACUGGAAUAUUCCUAAAAUCUUCCCCAAGAUACAAACAUCUCUGUUGUAUUUAAUACCAUUCUCUCUUUUCCAAAAGUGCUAAAUUGUGACUUGGAUCAAAGGCAGCAACUGAAGAAACUUGUCAGAACAUUAUGCUUAUAGCAAUUUAAUGCUAACUGGUCCACUGGAUUUAUUUAUUAUAUCUUUCAAAAUGUGGUAUGAGAUCUUCAAAUUCUGUCCAGAGAGCAACUUGAUGUAGGCAUCAUUUUGUCAGCUCUUUACUGCAGGCAGACUCCCAGUGUAGCAUGCCAGUGUCAGCGCUGGCAGAAAGCAGAACCCAUAUGUCUCGUUUAAAUACGGGGUAUUUGCCUCUGCCAUCACCAGUCCUCUUACCAGCCUGUUUUGCAUCCUGUCAUGUGUGAGGUAGUAACACACAUGCAUUUGGUUGACUACGAAUCAUUAUUUCUUAGGAUUUGUUGUGUCCUCAUGCCCUGUAUAGAUACUGUAAUGUGUGGCUUGUUAUUAGCCUGGUUCCCUAAGGGAAUAAGAUACAGCUGUGUUGUCUUUCUGUGCAUGUGUCAACUCCCCUGUUAAGUUUUGAACCUUGUCUGUUUUCAGCCUUGUUUCACAGAGAGGUGUAGGUCUGAAAGAUAAGAAAAUUUUCAGGAAACUGAUAACAGGAUAGAGGGGAGAGGGAGACUGAAAUUAGUGUCCUAUGAACAUCAAGCAGAGCUGGGAUUGCUGCAGUGUUGCAGGGAGGAAAGAAGGAUAAGGUAGAAAGCGUAUCUGUAGGCUGUACGUGUUCCCUGCCUUGUGGAACAACUGCUGAGGUGUCUUGGGGAUGGGUUUAUACAGCCAUUUAUAUAAAGACACUGUUAUGUCACAUAGUUAACUGCUAUAUGAAGAUGUGGUUUCAGCUUGUAAAAACAAAGAAACUUCAUUCCUUAGUUGAAAGAGCAUUCCUCCCUGCUCCUUUAGGUCCAGUAUUGUACAGUGGAAAGCACCUGCUAAUUAAUUUCCUGCGGAGCUGUCAGAGACCUAGCGCUGCAGUUCAGAGAAAUACUUACCUAAACAGGCAAAUGGGUUGCUUGGAAUGUAAAAAAUACCAAGAUCUUCCUGGUUACUUAGGAGGCAGCUUUGGGGAGCGUUUGUGCCGGUGCCUUUGCCAGGUUAAGUACCUGUCGCCCCCUUCUCUUGCUCCUGCCCCUGUGCUUGGGCAGUACGGCUGUUCGGGAGGCCACGCUCAGAACAGCAUCACAGAAGUCAUCCAAAUAAAGAAAUAACAUGUGGGAGCAGAGAGGCUGUUUUAACCCAGAUCAGUUCCACAAUCCAGCUUAUAAAUGACACUAGAAACAGCUGUCAGACGUUGCUAUGAGAGGGAGGGACAACACAGGGCUGGGAUAGGGCGCUGUGGGAACUUUUUACACCAGCACUGCCACUAAAAAUGAAAACUUUGACUGUAUUGGAUUUGUCAGAUAUGUUUUAGGAGCUUUCCAAGCUGGUAAGCCCUGAGUUUGUAAUAUUUCUUUCUCUUAAACAUUUUGAGUAUCUUCUUUGUUCUUUCACAUUUUAUACUAUUUCUCCCUUGCAUUUGACUACUGGUAGCAGGUUGCACUCAGCUCUGAGCUUUGAUGUGAAAUUCUAUGGUGUACAUAUAGUUCUUGUUUUGCUGUCUUUGUGUAUCACUGUAACGUGUCCACUGAGAGCUGUUUAAGGAUCAAAGGGAAUUUGUUUAAAGACUCUAAAAUGUAAAGAGGUUGGAGGAGCUGAACUUGAGGCUGCUUGAAAUGUGUGGGCCAGGCAGGUUAGCCAAAAAAAAAAAAGUGAAUUGGUUUCUCUCGGAACUCUCCACAGCAGAGAAUUUUUAAAGUCAGAUGGAGCUGUAAAGGGCUACCUUGCAAUAGCAUGGAGGUGAUCUAUAUAUUGAACAUAUCUGCCGGGAACUCAAAGUGUGUACUUAAUUCUUCAGUGCAAAAUGUGUAUCAAUGCAGCUUCCUGUUUAAAGAAAAACAUAUCACCAAAGGAACAGCUGUUUGUGGCUUGACCUAAGGUUCGUUUAGCCCAGUAUCCUGUCACUGACAGUAGUAGGUAGGUAGAACAUAAGAACAAGGCAAGCACUCACCUAGCCUCCCAGCUUCCGCUCGUCUGCUGCUCGGAGACUCUCUAGACUAGAUACGUAUCUGUGAUUGAAGACAGCAGCGUUCCAGGCUGAGCACAGGCCUGGGAGAGCAGAGUUCAGGUUCUGGUCACUGUGUAGGCAAGUGCUUAGCUUUUCCCAGCAUCAACCUACCUGUGAAGUGAAAAAAAGCCUUUAAUUCUCAGAUGCUGGGAGAAUACAUGCUGAUCUUGCAUGUACUGAAGUCAGUCAGAAUCCUGCCUCGACUUCAAAGUUUUUAGAAAUUUUUGAAUGCUUUAGAAUAAAUGGGGUAUAAAAGUUCAAAGAGUUACUGUUACAUUUCAACUGGUGCUAUUUUUUACAAUAACAUAUAAUGCCCUGUCAAAUUAAUUCAUGUUUUUAACAUAUCAUAAGCAGGUGUGUAGCAAUCAGACUGCUGAGCACAGCCAGUAAUAUGAAUUAAAUGAGAUGAAUGAGUAUUUUGGCUCCCAUUAAAUAAUCUGUGCAUCCUACUUCAGGUAAAACAUUCAGGACAUUUUUUAGCCAUCUUUGUGGUACAUUUUUAAUAUUAACAGUUGAGUGUGAAUACUAAAUUGUGUGGCAAUUGUGUGCUAUUGUAUCUGUUUUAUGGUAGGAACUGUUUUACCAUUUCAUUUGUGAACUAGAAAGAGAAUGAAAUAAUAUAGAAGUCGAAUCAAUUGUUAAGGCAGUACUACUAUUUAUUAAUUUAUUAAAUUAUGGGUUUAUUCACGAUACCCAUGUUUGUAACACUAUGCUGUCUAAAACAUUUUAGCAAAUAUAAAUGUAUUUAAAUAAAUGUUUACAUUGUUUAAUAAAUGUAA